Carassius carassius (crucian carp) is the source of this 1442-nucleotide messenger RNA. RefSeq names its product opsin 6, group member a (gene opn6a). Gene Ontology annotation, biological process: G protein-coupled receptor signaling pathway. The record is from RefSeq and is a predicted model, not a curated record. The transcript has 6 exons. NCBI's taxonomy places the organism in Eukaryota, Metazoa, Chordata, Actinopteri, Cypriniformes, Cyprinidae. Gene Ontology annotation, cellular component: membrane. Gene Ontology annotation, molecular function: G protein-coupled receptor activity. The coding region runs from base 44 to 1282 and encodes 412 amino acids.
AGAUCCUUCCAUUCAUGCCUCUGUAGACGCUCGGGAAGCCGCUAUGUCUGUGCAUAACCCGCUUCAGGUGAUGAACAUCCCCUGGAGGAACAACAACUUCAGCCUGAUGAGCCGCGAUCCGCCGCUGUCCGAUCAGGGAGAGACGAUCAUCGGGGUCUACCUGCUGAUCCUGGGUUGGUUGUCGUGGUUUGGCAACAGCAUCGUGAUCUUUGUUCUGUUCAAGCAGAGAUCUUCUCUGCAGCCCACCGACUAUCUGACGCUCAACCUCGCCGUUUCUGACGCCAGCAUCUCUGUGUUCGGAUAUUCCCGAGGAAUCCUCGAGAUCUUCAACGUCUUCAGGGAUAACGGAUACCUCAUCACCUCUGUGUGGACGUGCCAGGUGGACGGCUUCUUCACGCUGCUCUUUGGUCUGGGCAGCAUCAACACUCUGACUGUCAUCAGCAUCAGCAGAUUCAUCAAGGGCUGUCACCCCAGCAAAGCUCACUGCAUCUCCAGCUCCACCGUGCUCAUGUGUGUCCUCUUCAUCUGGACAGGAGCCCUGUUCUGGUCUGCAGCGCCGAUCCUGGGCUGGGGAAGCUACACGGAUCGUGGAUAUGGCACCUGUGAGAUCGACUGGGUCAAAGCCAACUACUCCACCAUCCACAAGUCCUUCAUCAUCUCCAUCCUCAUCUUCUGCUUCUUCAUCCCCGUGCUGAUCAUGCUGUUCUCGUACAUCUCCAUCAUCAACACGGUGAAGAGAGGAAACGCCAUGUCAGCCGACGGAGAUCUGACCGACAGACAGCGCAAGAUCGAGAGAGACGUCACCGUCGUGUCUAUAGUGAUCUGCACGGCCUUCAUCCUGGCCUGGUCUCCGUACGCGGUCGUGUCCAUGUGGUCAGCGUGGGGUUUCCACGUGCCGAGUCUCACCAGCAUCUUCACGAGGCUCUUCGCCAAAUCCGCCAGCUUCUACAACCCUCUGAUCUACUUCGGCCUGAGCUCCAAGUUCAGGCGAGACGUGAGCGUGCUGCUGCCCUGCGGCGGAGAGACCACAGACGCCGUCAAGCUCAAGCGCUUCAAAGAGUUCAAGGGGAAGGCAGACGGCCAGAGAUUCAGAGCCGAGGCCCAAGACAACCACGACUUACACAAGAACGAGAAAAAAUACCAUCCGGCAAACCCCGCCCCCAGCCCGGACUCAGGGGUGGGCAGUCACCAGGAGACUCCGCCCCCUGCAGGUGCACAGGUGUUCUUCGUCGACGCCCCCGAGCCAUCAGACACACCUGAGUCCGAGUGCAUCAGACUCUAGAUCACCAGCGCUUACGAGCUUCAUUUAAUAUUUCAGCUACGUCACAAAACGUCAUGAUCACAAAAUGCGUGGAAAGCUAUUUUUUUUAAUAAAUGAUGGUUGUGAAUGUGAACUGUUGUUUUGUAACAAGUGUGUGCGAAUAAAGACAGUUUUAUGUUUA